Messenger RNA from Pyricularia pennisetigena, 1149 nucleotides. RefSeq lists its product as uncharacterized. Gene Ontology annotation, biological process: beta-D-galactose catabolic process via UDP-galactose, Leloir pathway; glucose metabolic process. NCBI's taxonomy places the organism in Eukaryota, Fungi, Ascomycota, Sordariomycetes, Magnaporthales, Pyriculariaceae. The transcript is spliced from 4 exons. Gene Ontology annotation, molecular function: aldose 1-epimerase activity; carbohydrate binding. The record is from RefSeq and is a predicted model, not a curated record. The coding region runs from base 1 to 1149 and encodes 382 amino acids.
AUGUGGAAUUUAUUGGUAAUCAUUUCCUCUUUGGCCAGCGCGGCCUUUGUUGCUAGCCAAUGUGUGCCUACACCAGGCAAGGAUGGUCGGUAUACUAUCGAGUCGGAUGGCAUCAAGGCGCAGUUUAUUCCCUAUGGAGCCACGCUUACCAACCUGUGGGUAAAAGAUAAGGACGGUGAGGAUGUGGAUAUAGUGUUGGGAUAUGACAAUGCAUCCUACUACCCUGUCGACCCAAGCCAUCCCGUUCUCAACGCCAUCCCCGGCCGCUACGUCAAUCGGAUCGGCAAGGCGACGUACAGCAUUGACGGCGAGAUGUUCAACACGGAAAAGAACGACGGCGAAAACACACUACACAGCGGCACCAACAACUGGUCCUUUCGCUUCUGGAACGUGACGCGCGUGACUGCGACCUCCAUCACUUUCGGGAUCGUCGACAAAUCCAACUCUUCACAGGGCAUGCCGGGUGACGUCCAAGCGCAGGUGGAAUACAGCGUCGAGGGUGGCACCUGGAACAUCAGCAUGGAGGCGACGGCUCCUGAUGCCAAAACGCCACUCAUGCUGACGCAGCACACCUACUUCAACCUGGACGCGUACCGCGACCCGACCGGGCCCAAGGUCUGGAACCACACACUCCAUGUCCCCUUCUCGAGCAGAUAUCUCGAGAACGACGAUGGGGCGCUGCCGACCGGCCGCAUCCUCACGGCGGCGCCGGGGAGCAUCAACGACUUUGCGUCCGAGCCGGACAUCCUCUUGGGCCACGCGAGGGACGACCCGGCCUUUCCUGGCAACUGCGGCGCCGGCGGCCAGUGUGAGGGCUAUAAUGGUUUCUGGCUGAUCGACGACGCGCCCGAGGGGGCCGUGGUUGCUACCCUAGCCAGCGAGUUCUCGGGCAUUAAGGCGGAGCUGCGGACCGACCAGCUCGGAAUUCAGAUCUACACUUGCAAUUGGUUCGACGGCACCAGUCCGCUCAAGUCGACCCAAGGGACCGACGAGGUCAGAACGGUGGGCAGGAGCUCCUGCAUCGCCAUCGAGGUGCACGACUACACCGAUGGAAUUAACCAUCCUGAAUGGGGUCGAAAAGAGGCGCAGAUCACUGGCCCUGGGGAGAAAUAUACUUGGGAGUCAUCGUGGACCUUUUCGACGCUCUGA